Mixia osmundae IAM 14324 is the source of this 1289-nucleotide messenger RNA. RefSeq lists its product as uncharacterized. Lineage: Eukaryota; Fungi; Basidiomycota; Mixiomycetes; Mixiales; Mixiaceae. The transcript is spliced from 2 exons. Gene Ontology annotation, molecular function: mRNA binding. Bases 205 to 1167 code for a protein of 320 amino acids. The record is from RefSeq and is a predicted model, not a curated record. Gene Ontology annotation, cellular component: nucleus; RNA N6-methyladenosine methyltransferase complex.
AGAUGACUUGCCCAAAGAUGCCGUCAAGCGAGCCAAAUGCAUUGCCUAUGGCCCAAAUUAUUCACCCGAGGAGGAAUCGAUACGCAGCUCUUAUGCUCAGCAAUACGUCAAUACCGCGCGACGACCGCAGAACUUCAUCCGCAAUGCUGAGCUUGGCGAACGCUUCCAAGAGUCAGUCCAUGACGAUCGAUCUUGCGCGAGCUUAUGCAACGUAUCGGCAGGCAUCCGAAACUACAGCGCCUGCUCGAGAUGCACCAUGCCGUCCUCGAGCGCGAAUCUCAUCCCGCGAUGCAUCUCCGGGCUGACCUGCGCUCCUUCGACUUUGACACCCUGGUCCCCUUCAGAUUUGACACCAUCCUCAUCGAUGCUCCUCUGGCAGAGUACGGGCAAGCGGACAAUUGGUCAUGGGACGAGCUAGCCGCAUUACCGAUCCCACGACUGGCUGCUCAGCCUUCAUUUAUUUGGAUCUGGGUAGGCUCAGGUUCAGGACCGAGUCAAGGUCUCGAAAGAGGUAGAGAUCUCCUUGCUCGAUGGGGUUAUAGACGCUGUGAAGACAUCGUCUGGCUCAAGAGCAAUACUCGCGCGCCUGCAAUCGAGGAUGAGCCGGUGACAGAUACACUGCUGACGCAUACAAAGGAGCACUGCCUCAUGGGAAUCAAAGGGACUGUCAGGCGAAGCACAGAUGGCGCAUUUGCGAGAUGCAAUAUAGAUACAGAUGUCAUCGUGUGGGAAGGCGACCCAGACAAUCCACUCGCCAAACCGCCGGAACUCCACGCGCUGAUCGAAAACUUUUGCUUGGGCUCAAGGCGGCUCGAACUCUUCGGUUCUCGUGCACGACGAGGUUGGCUCACGCUCGGUCCUGCCGACAUAGACAGCGCAGAGCAGUUUGAGCAGGCAAAGUACGCGGAGUGGUUCGCUCAGAAUGGCGCACUCUUCACCACGACGCAAGAGAUCGACGACUUGCGGCCGAAGUCACCACCGCCCAGAACUGCUCGCGGCGGUAACCCGACGGGCGGCAUAGGCAGGGGACGCGGUCGUCGAGAAUCUCCAGCACCACCUCCUGUGCCUGCUCAGCAGAUGCAGAUGAAUGCACAAGCGCAAGCCUUCAUUCCCAUGCCGUUCAAUCCUAUGCUUGCAUUUUAUGGGAUGCCGCAGUACCAGUCAUGAUGUUGUUGUAUACUGCAAAGCAUGUCUGUGUCAGUAAAGUGGUCUGGAUUUCGCAAAGAGAACUGCUCAUAAAUGAGUUGUUACACUUGUUUUGUCAGCUCGCAGAGGACCUCGUGGAUCUC